Molecule: messenger RNA, 2681 nt
Organism: Topomyia yanbarensis
Lineage: Eukaryota; Metazoa; Arthropoda; Insecta; Diptera; Culicidae
Exons: 3
Coding region: 955-2004 (349 amino acids)
Molecular function (GO): nucleic acid binding; zinc ion binding
Source: RefSeq, a predicted model, not a curated record
UCAGCAACAUUAAGUUGCUUUUUCGUACAGUGUAACAAAAACUGUUAUACAAUGUUUUUACUAUAAAACAUGUCUAAAUGAAUUUACGGUGUUCACUGACACCAAUACCAAUUCAGACCUAGCUUAAAAGCAUCUAGAAAAUAUAGAGCUGGUCUCAGUUUACUAUCAACUUACAAAGUGACUACAACUUUAUUACAACCGAAACCCGAUUCGUUUUUCCACCCCGUCGACCAUUCCACUUGGGUAGCUAUAUGUUAAAACUGGCGACGAGAAAAAAGUUGUGCUAGGUAACGCGCGUGUGAUCCGUGAUACAGGAAGUGGUUAAGUUAGCAGCGGUGACACAAUCGACGGCGACAAGGUUCCGGAGUGGAAAGAUUGCGGGUAACCAAAUACAACGUGCAGGUAAAGUUCCGGACACGGCGAACAAAUAAAAUGGCAUUUACUGCUUUUUAAGCUAAUCGAAAAGGUUCGAGUCGUCUGAAUUGCUGUUCGGAGCCGGAAAAUCGACUCUAGUAUUCACGUAAGUAGAGUGAAAAAGUGAAGUGCAUGAAAAAUAUACGAAUAAAAGCGAUCUUUUAUAUUGGGAAGCCAUUUUGUUUGGCGGCGUCGUUUUUCUAGGGUGGUGCACGUAUUGUGCACCAGGUGUUUGCUUUCCGAAAACUUUUUUGUGCUUUUGGGUUUAGGGUUCUGGUCACAUUUAGGCCCUAUAUCACAGUGUAAAGAGUAAUAUAUAUAUAUACAUAUUUUUUACAAAAUUAUUAAGAGUGAUUUUUUCAUAUAAUCCAUUUAGGACCAGGAAAAUUUUCCAGCUUGUUGGCUGACGACGGUUCCGGUUUGUGUAUCGACCAUUGGUAUCUGGACGAGCUUUGCAGAGUUUUGCUUGGUGUGUGCUGUAUCCAUCGACGAGUGCUGCUAUUAUAUAGGGACGCGAGGGUAAAGAUAACAUCAGUCGUGAUGGCUCAGAUGAAUAUGGCGGCUAUGAUAGAGCCAUACCGCAAAGGAGCAUCCUUUUCCGAUUGGGUGGAACGUCUUGGUUACUUUUUCGCUAUGAGCAAUGUGGCGGAGGAUGCAAAGAAAUCCCAUUUCAUAACCCUUAGCGGGCCAUCGGUGUUCUCGGAACUUAAAUUGCUUUUUCCAAAUGCUAGUCUAACCGAUAUUUCAUACGAAAUUAUGAUUGAAAAACUUAAAGCAAGGUUUGACAAAGUUGAAUCUGAUAUUAUACAGAGAUUUAAAUUUAAUAAUCGGAAGCAACAUCCUGAUGAGUCUGCGGAGGAUUUUGUCCUUGCGAUAAAACUUCAGGCAGAAUUUUGCAAUUUUAAAAAUUUCAAGCAUGAAGCGAUUCGGGAACGUAUUGUUGCUGGUCUGCGGGAUGAAGCCCUUCAGCAGCGUUUGUUGAAUGAACAAAAUUUAACCCUUGAAUCGGCAGAAAAAUUAAUUGCUACUUGGGAGAUGGCAGGGGCCAACGCUAGAUCUUUGGGAAUCGGUGUCAAUGCUGGUCAGAUUGCUUCUUUGAAUAAUGACUUUAAGAGGCCGCGCCCUUCCACUCUUGAAAAACUUGCUAAAACGUUGGCAAAUGCUAAGGCGGGUGAUCGACCUUCUCGACCUGCAGGAACCAGACAAUCGGUAAAAACCCGAUUGGGAUUUCAACCAUAUUACUACAAUGGAGAACAGGAGGACAAGCGUAAAAAUUUUGCAGGUUUUCGCCCGGCUGAAUGGAGGGCUGGACAGGAUCGCCAUCGUAGCGAGAGUCGUGUCUGCGACUUCUGCGGAAUAAGAGGACAUUUGAAGAGAAAAUGUUUCAAAUUGAAAAAUCUACGCAGGGAUACGGUUCAAUUCGUAGAUUCUAAAGCAGGACCAAGCAGUUUAAGUGAGCUGUUCAACCGUUUGGAAACGAAUGCUUCGGACGAUGAUGACGAUAACGACAGGAAUGAUUCAGAUUCUUGUUGGAAGCGUCGUGGUCGUAGCCCAUCGAACGCAACUGCGUGUAGUCAAGGAGGGUGUUGAGAUAGCACGACCGAAUGUUGUUAUUUCCGCAUCAACGCAGCAUCCUAUAAUGGCUCCAGUGCAGGAAGACAGCGAACCGGAGUUCAGGGGAUUCCCUGAGAUCGAAACGAGAAGAGGAACAAAAAGGAAAACCGAAGCGGUGAACUCACCACUUCGACAACUCAGGCGUUCUAAGAGAAUGAGGACUAAAAAGGUGGAUAAUGUUUUCGUCUACGGAAAAAAAUUAAGUUGAAUUUAACAGUAAUGAAUUAUAGAAAAGCUAAGUUAAAUGCUAAAAUAUAGUUAAGUUCAAAACAAAAAUAGGAUAAGAAACAAAAUUAUACUAUGAGUUAUAAGAAAGUUGAUUAAUAUCAAUUUCGGAUUCUAUAUAGCUGAAUGUUUUCAGUUUUCGAAUUUUAAUUGAAUUGCAUUUUCGUUAGGGGGAAGAGCUGUUACAUCAGCAACAUUAAGUUGCUUUUUCGUACAGUGUAACAAAAACUGUUAUACAAUGUUUUUACUAUAAAACAUGUCUAAAUGAAUUUACGGUGUUCACUGACACCAAUACCAAUUCAGACCUAGCUUAAAAGCAUCUAGAAAAUAUAGAGCUGGUCUCAGUUUACUAUCAACUUACAAAGUGACUACAACUUUAUUACAACCGAAACCCGAUUCGUUUUCCACCCCGUCGACCAUUCCACUUG